AUGGCCAACACCGAAAGGCUUCCCCUGUCCCUCCUGGUCAGCAGAGAUGGGGCUGCCACCUUGGCCCCCCAGUUGCAGCCUCUGUGGCAUCAUCCGAGCCGCUGGGACCUCCUCGUUCCGCAGAGGACCAAGCCUACCCAGCGAGUGGCGGAUUUCUCCAUUCGUUCCAUUCUGGCCCAGGAUGGCUCCGAAGGGGAAGGGGAGACACACCAGGAGCCGGCAGAAGGAGCAAGCGUCACGCCAUGGGGCAGCCCCUCUCAAGGCUACACCUGGAUGGAUUGCGGCCACUUAAAGCCCCCUUCCGUUCCAAGUAAGGUCUCAGCACCAAAAAGUUGCCUCCAUCGCCUUCCAGGGCUGCGCUGGAGGAGCCAGGAUAAAACACAGGUGUUGUCCUGAGCUCCUCCGGGCGAACCGUUUAGUCAAUACAGUGGUACCUCGGGUUAAAUACGCUUCAGGUUACAGACGUUUCAGGUUACAGACUCCGCUAACCCAGAAAUAGUGCUUCAGGUUAAGAACUUUGCUUCAGGAUGAGAAUAGAAAUCAUGCUCCGGCGGCACGGCAGCAGCAGAGGCCCCAUUAGCUAAAGUGGUGCUUCAGGUUAAGAACAGUUUCAGGUUAAGAACGGACCUCUGGAACGAAUUAAGUACUUAACCCGAGGUACCACUGUAUUUAUCCUGAUUUGCUUACGCAAAUCUUACGCGGUGGUUAGACUGUGCCCUGUCUUGACUAAGCAUUUGUUCUGGUUGGCAUGGAUAACUAAUACUUGCGUCCGUUUACUGCAUGCACGUGACGCGGAUGGCGCUGUGGGUUAAACCACAGAGGCUAGGACUGGCCGAUCAGAAGGAUGGCGGUUCGAAUCCCCGCGACGGGGUGAGCUCCCGUUGCUCGGUCCCUGCUCCUGCCAACCUAGCAGUUUGAAAGCACGUCAAAGUGCAAGUAGAUAAAUACCUCCGGCGGGAAGGUAAAUGGUGUUUCCGUGUGCUGCUCUGGUUCGCCAGAAGCGGCUUAGUCAUGCUGGCCACCGGCUCCCUCGGCCAGUAAAGCGAGAUGAGAGCCGCAACCCCAGAGUCAGCCACGACUGGAGCUAAUGGUCAGGGGUCCCGUGGCGCAAGGGACGCGGGUGGCGCUGUGGGUAAAAGCCUCAGCGCCUAGGACUUGCUGAUCGAAAGGUUGGCAGUUCGAAUCCCUGCGGCGGGGUACGCUCCCGUCGCUCGGUCCCAGCGCCUGCCAACCUAGCAGUUCGAAAGCACCCCCGGGUGCAAGUAGAUAAAUAGGGACCGCUUACUAGCGGGAAGGUAAACGGCGUUCCGUGUGCUGGCUCGCCAGAUGCAGCUUGUCACACUGGCCACGUGACCCGGAAGUGUCUGCGGACAGCGCUGGCUCCCGGCCUAUAGAGUGAGAUGACCGCACAACCCUAGAGUCUGUCAAGACUGGCCCGUACGGGCAGAGGUACCUUUACCUUUUUACUUACUGCAUGCACGUAGCUGCCUCCAUUAUCUGUCUGCAGACGUAUUGUUAACCAAGAGGUCUAGAAACUUAAGUCGGCAGAUAGUUUUGCCAGGGAUGGGCCAAAGGCAGGCAUGGGGAACUACUGGCCCUUCAGGCAUUGUUGUUGUUUAGUCGUUUAGUCAUGUCCGCCUCUUCGUGACCCCAUGGAGCAGAACACGCCAGCCACUCCUGUCUUCCACUGCCUCCCGCAGUUUGGUCAAACUCAUGUUCAUAGCUUCGAGAACACUGUCCCACCAUCUCGUCCUCUGUCGUCCCCUUCUCCUUGUGCCCUCCAUCUUUCCCAACAUCAGGGUCUUUUCCAGGGAGUCUUCUCUUCUCAUGAGGUGGCCAAAGUCUUGGAGCCUCUGCUUCAGGAUCUGUCCUUCCAGUGAGCACUCAGGGCUGAUUUCCUUCAGAAUGGAUCGGUUUGAUCUUCUUGCAGUCCAUGGGACUCUCAAGAGUCUCCUCCAGCACCAGAAUUCAAAAGCAUCAAUUCUACGGCGAUCAGCCUUCUUGAUGGUCCAGCUCUCACUUCCAUACAUUACUGUAUGGAAUUCAGGCAUUACUGAACUACAACUCCCAUCUUCCCUGGCUAUUGGCUGUGCUUUCUCGGGCUGAUGGGAGUUGUAGCUUGGCAGGGCUCAAUGAGCUUCUUAAUCUUAGGGUCGUGGGUUCGAGUGCCGCAUUGGGCAAAAGGUUCUUCCAUUGCAGGGGCGUUGGGGUCCCUUCCGACUCUACAAUUCUGUGAAAAUCUGGAGGGCCUUUAAAGGUACAGGUAUCCAUAAUUAGAGAGUGGGAUGGAGUGAAGGAAUACAUGAAAACAUAUGGUUCCGGAAUUGAAAUAUUAAUAGGGAAUGUGUAAAACGUGCAGGGGUAAGCAAGAAAAUAAUAAUAGAAUCAAUUGAAUAAUUAUUAAAUUAUAACAACGCAACAAGAUGGAAGAAGUAAAAUAUUGAGAUCAUGCAUGGGAGUGGGGGGUUUACGGGAACCUAUAAUAUCAUUUAUAAUAUAAUUUGUUACAUCUUUGUUAUAAUUUGUUAUAUAAGUUAAGUGAUGAAUUAAUAUAUGUAAUUUCAAAAUGAAAAGAUUUAAGGAUGCUAAUCUUCAAGUUAAAUUUUAUAAGAACUGUGAUUUGGAAAACCGUUAAAAGGAUAUACACUGAAAUUCAACCAAGGGGAAGCGAGGAAGUCACUUAACAAUGUUAAUAAGUGUAAUUUUUAAUAAGGUUAUGCUUUAUGUUUGUUUGCUCAUAAUUAUGUGAAAAUCAAUUUAAAAAAUUGAAUAUUUUUUUACAAAAAUAUAUAUAUACUAUAAUUUGUUAAUUGUGUUGUAUUUACAUAUAGCAAAGGGAAGCCUAGAGCAAUUAGAUAUAUUUUAAUUUUGGUAAUCUAUGUCAUAGGCUUAUGUUAGAAAAUGAAUAUGGAUUUUGAAUUUGAGGUUUGUAAUUUUUGGGGAGUUUUGAAAUAAAAAUUAGAAAAUAAAUAAAAAUAAAAUAAAGGUACAGGUAUCCCAGGAAGGUAGAACAAGUGUUUCCUGUGCCAAUUCUUCCAGCGCUCCAGGUUCUGACCUAGUUUUUCUCCCUUCUCUGCAGAGAUGAAGCAGAUGAGCUGCGGCCCCCGGCCCCCCUACCGAAGCCCCCGGGUCCCCUUCUCUGCCUCUCAGCUGGGGAUCCUGGAGAGCAGCUUCCAACAAACGCAUUAUCUGAGCACUGAACAGAUGAAAGAAGUGGCACUGCUACUGGGCCUCACGGAGAACCGGGUAAGAAAGAACCCUAGUCCUCCAACCCCGUGGGCACCUCUGCUGCUGUAGCUCUGCCACCUCCUGCACGGCAGCGGGUUGGGCUGGAUGACCCUCAGGGAUCCCUUCCAGCCCAACAGUGCUAUGAACUCUAUGAUUCCUGGGCCACUGAGCUGCUCCUGGAGUGGCCUUUGCCCCCCAGUUUUCGGACAGUGCCUCCUGGUGGAGCAAAGCGAAGUUGCUCUUGGGACUGGGAAUCGGCAGCCUUCUGGACGUCCUUGGACUCCGACUCCCAUCAGGCAGUGCAGCAACGGCAAGGCAUCAUGGGAGUUGUAGUCCAAAAAAGCUCUGGAGGGCUGCCAGUUUCCAACAACAACAACAACAACAACAACAACAAUUUAUUAUUUAUACCCUGCCCAUCUGGCUGGGUUUCCCCAGCCACUCCGGGCGGCUUCCAACAAAACACCAAAAUACAAUAACCUAUUAAACAUUAAAAGCUUCCCUAAACAGCCUUCAGAUGUCUUCUAAAAGUAGUUAUUUUUCUCUUUGACAUCUGGUGGGAGGGCGUUCCACAGGGCGGGCGCCACUACCGAGAAGGCCCUCUGCCUGGUUCCCUGUAACCUCACUUCUUGCAAUGAGGGAACCGCCAGAAGGCCCUCAGCGCUGGACCUCAGCAUCCAGGCAGAACGAUGGAGGUGGAGAUGCUCCUUCAGGUAUACUGGGCCGAGGCCGUUUAGGGCUUUAAAGGUCAGCACCAACACUUUGAAUUGUGCUCGGAAACGUACUGGGAGCCAAUGCAGAUCUCUCAGGACCGGUGUUAUACGGUCUUGGCGGCCGCUCCCAGUCACCAGUCUAGCUGCCGCAUUCUGGAUUAAUUGCAGUUUCCGAGUCACCUUCAAAGGUAGCCCCACGCAGAGCACAUGGCAGUAGUCCAAGCGGGAGAUAACCAGAGCAUGCACCACACUGGUGAGACAGUCUGCGGGUAGGUAGGGUCUCAGCCUGAGUACCGGAUGGAGCUGGGAGACAGCUGCCCAGGACACAGAAUUGACCUGUGCCUCCAUAGACAGCUAUGCAUCCAAAAUGACUCCCAGGCUGCGCACCUGGUCCUUCAGGGGCACAGUUACCCCAUUCAGAACCAGGGUUAAUCCACAGAGCCUAGGACUUGCCAAUCAGAAGGUCGGCAGUUUGAAUCCCCGCGAUGGGCCGGCUCCCUCGGCCAGUAAAGCGAGAUGAGCACCGCAACCCCAGAGUUGGUCACAACUGGACCUAAUGGUCAGGGGUCCCUUUACCUUUACCUAUAUAUAAAGAGAGGCAGACGGGGACUGGCCCAAGCAUUUGGGCCCAAGUGGGGAUUUGAACCCUGGUCCCCAGGGUCCUAGUAGUCUAGUCCACCACACUGCUGUGGGAGAAGGCACCGACCCAUUUCCAGUUUUCAGACCCAUUUCUCUCUUCCGUAUUUUCGUAGGAACUGCCCAGGGGCUGAGCAUCCCAAGUGGGUCAAAUCUGGGCGACGGGCAAUUGACCUCCUCUUUCUCUAUUUCUCUUUCUUCCUCCCCCCAAGGUGAAGAUUUGGUUCCAGAACCGGAGAGCCCGAGAAAGGCGGGACUUUAUGAAGCAGCACGGCGCUGCCACUGCCACCCCCAGCGCCAAGGAGACCCCUCUGCAAGGUCACCCCCCUUAG
Molecule: messenger RNA, 4906 nt
Organism: Podarcis lilfordi (Lilford's wall lizard)
Lineage: Eukaryota; Metazoa; Chordata; Lepidosauria; Squamata; Lacertidae
Source: the annotation of a GenBank genome assembly